Molecule: messenger RNA, 2511 nt
Organism: Malassezia japonica
Lineage: Eukaryota; Fungi; Basidiomycota; Malasseziomycetes; Malasseziales; Malasseziaceae
Exons: 2
Coding region: 1-2511 (836 amino acids)
Biological process (GO): DNA replication initiation
Cellular component (GO): nucleolus
Molecular function (GO): chromatin binding
Source: RefSeq, a predicted model, not a curated record
AUGCCCCGCCGUGCAGGGAACGGGCGAGGAGGGGCGGGUGCGCGGGGCCGCGGCGGCAGCCGUGCGCCUGCGCGGCCGCCGAAGCGUGCUGCUUCGCACAAAGAGCCUGCUAGUGCAAAGCGCGCGCGCGCCGAGGUCGAGCAGGACUCGGACGAGCUCCAGGAAUAUGCACAGGACGCCCAGGAUAUGGCCGGCAGCGACGACGAGGACGACGUGCAGGCGCUGCAGUUCCUCUCGCGUGCGCGCCUCCCGGAUGUUUCGAGUGCAGGUGCACAAGGAAAAGAGCGCGCACGCCUCGCAGAGGAAAAAAAGAAGCAGCGCAAGGCGCUGCAGGCGCUGCAGCCCGAGGCAGACACCGAAGGCCUCAGCGACGUGAGCACAGACAUGGAAGGCGCGAGCGAUUCGGAGCUCGAGGAGAUGGACGACAGCGACGUGGACAAUGCGAGCGACCUCGAAGAGGCCUACCUGCAACAAGCCGCCAAGCGCGACAAGCGCCAAGAAAAGGUGAUGGAGCGCCAGCGCGAGGCGCUCGCGAACCGCCGCCUGCCGGUCCGCGCAGAGGACGGCGAGAUUGAGGAGGUCGACGAGGACGAGUCGGAGCCCGAGGCGAGCCGCGUCGUGUUCCGCGACUCGGACGAGAGCGAAGAGGAGGUCGAGCGCCCGAGUGCGCCGCAGACGUCCGCAGUGCACUCGACGCGGUUCGGACUGCGUGCGCCGUACGACAUCAUCUCCGACGCGCAGUCGCGCAACCCCAGCACGCUCGCGGCGGCGCUCGCGAUGGCGCGCGAGCAGAUUGCGAACCUCGCCUCGCAGAUUAUCGGCGAUCCCGAGCUUGGUCUGCACUGGCUGCGGCGCCUCCUCGUCUUUGCCAACACGCGCGCCGAGGCGCCGCCGGGCGAGCAAGGCAAGCCGAUGGUUCCGGUGCACGUGUAUAUCCGGCAGCUCGCGCUCCUCUCCCUGCUGGCCGUCUUUGUGGAUAUCCUGCCCGGCUACCGCAUCCGUGCCUUGUCCGAGCAAGAAGAGAAGGAAAAGGUGAGCCAGGACGUCGCGCGGCGGCGCGAGUGGGAGCAGGGCAUCGUGCGCGUCUACCGCGAGUACCUCGAGCUGUGCGAGGCCGAGAUCCGGAGCGCGACGCCCCUCGCCCCGGUGGCCUUGCGCGGGUUCUGCACGCUGCUGACGCGCGCGUCGCACUUUAACUACCGCAAGAACCUGCUUGCGGUGGUCGUUGCGCAGCUGUCCAAAAAGGGCUGGACGGAGGCCUCGGAGCAGUGCUACAAUGCGAUCGUCGAGCUGCUGCGCCACGACCCCGACGGCGAAGUGUCGCUCGAGGCCGUGAUGCUCCUCUACCGCAUGGUGCGUGAGCGGAAGCUCGCGGUGCACGCCAACGUGCUCGAUCUCUUUGCGCACCUGCGCCUGCGCGACGAGCUCAAGUCGCACCGCACCGGUCCGAUGGGCUCGGCGAGCGUCGCCAAGCCCAAGCCCAAGAAGCGCCCGACGUCCGCGGCAGAGAGCCGCCGGGCGGACCCCAAGGCGGUGCGCAAAGGCCUCGCGGCGCAUGUCAGCAAAAAGCAGGCGAAGCGCAACAAGGAGCUGCGCGAAAUCGAGGACGAGAUGCGCGAGGCCGAGGCGGCGGUCGACGUCGAGGAGCGCGCGCGCAACCAAUCCGAGACCCUCAAGCUGGUCUUUGCGCUCUAUUUCCGUAUCCUCAAGACACCCGAUAUCCCCCAGCAGCUGCUGGCCGCUGCGCUCGAAGGCAUUGUGCUCUACGCGCACCACGUCUCGCUCGACUUUUUCCGUGACCUGAUCAAGGUGCUCCGCACCGAACUGCUCGAGGCGAUGGCGGACGUCGACCGCGCGAACGAGGUCGACUCGGACGACCUGCGUGCGGCGCCGCGGCACGUCGGCAUGCGCGCGGCGCUCUUUAUGAUUGUGACUGCGUUGGAACUGCUGCGUGGCCAAGGCGACGCGCUCGAGAUCGAUAUUGCGGACUUCUACGUGGCGCUGUAUCAGCUGCUGCUCCCGUUGAGCCUCAGCACGUGUUUCGAGGAGGAGGCGGUGCUCCCGCCCUCGCCCCAGGCCCCGUCGAACCGCGGCCGGACGCCGGGCCUGCGCCGCUGGAGCGAGUCUGCGCUGCUCUUCCACGCGCUCGAGAUCGGCUUCGUCAAGGUCUCGCGGCAGAGCGUGUACAUGACGAUCGACCGCACGGCGGCGAUCCUCAAGCGCCUGCUCACGGCCGCGCUGCAGUGGCCGACCGGCGGUGCGCUGCGCGCGCUGCAGAUCGCCCACACCAUCCUCGCCCGGACGGCGAUUGUGGAUUCGCGUUUCGAGGCCUUGAUCGACAACCGCGAGUCGGUGCGCGACGGGCAGCACGAUGCAUACGCAAGCAUCCCCGAAGGCGCGCGGGUCCUGCCCAGCGGCGAAGCGGCGUACGAGCUGUUUUUGCUGAGCCAGGCGCACGCCAACUCGCAAGUGCGCGAAUCGGCAGCGGGCAUUUUGGCGUGGACGCGGUAG